AUGGUAAGGGCCUACCGAACGGUCUCCUUGAACGCCGUUCUGCUCCUGGCGGGGAUACUUCCCCUCGAUCUCAGAGUUUGGGAAGCAGCCUCUCUGUAUGAAGUGAGAAGGGGUGUUACUCUGCCGGAGCUGGGGGACAGGGAGGUAGAAAGAAGUGCCAAGUAUGCCACACUACCACAUCCGGCAACAAAUAGAGACUACAAAUUCACAAGCCUCACGGAUCAGGAAGAAGUAAACAGGCACAACGAUCAAGCAGUGAGAAUCUAUACAGAUGGUAGCAAAAUUGAGGGCAAGGUUGGCGCAGCAAUAUCCAUAUGGAAUGAUGUGUCUGAAACCAAAGCCCUCAAGCUAAAGCUAGAUUCUCACUGCACGGUCUAUCAGGCUGAACUUCUAGCAGUAGAAAAAGCGACCACCCUGAUCCUAGAGAGCCAAGAGCAGACGUUCGGUAUCUACAGCGUCUCCAGAUCAUUCCUCGAGGCGGUGAUUGGUGGACAUUCCCUCCACCCCCUAGUGACCAAAAUAAGAGGCAAUUUAAAUAAUUGCCACUCCCAAAAUAAAACUGUUUCGUUAUUUUGGGUGAAAGCCCACGCAGGGUUGGAGGGUAAUGAGAGGGCCGAUAAACUGGCAAAAGAAGCAGCGCUCAACCUCAAGCGCAAACCUGACUAUGACCAAUGCCCGAUUUCAUUCGUCAAGCGUCAGCUUCGAAUAAAAACAAUGGAGGAAUAG
Messenger RNA from Pararge aegeria (speckled wood butterfly), 726 nucleotides. RefSeq lists its product as uncharacterized. NCBI's taxonomy places the organism in Eukaryota, Metazoa, Arthropoda, Insecta, Lepidoptera, Nymphalidae. Gene Ontology annotation, biological process: DNA replication, removal of RNA primer. The record is from RefSeq and is a predicted model, not a curated record. Gene Ontology annotation, molecular function: nucleic acid binding; RNA-DNA hybrid ribonuclease activity. The transcript has a single exon. The coding region runs from base 1 to 726 and encodes 241 amino acids.